AUGAACUUUUAAAAAAAAAUAGUAAAAUUAGAUUUGUAUUUUGAAAAAUUUUGCAAUCCCAAGUAAGUGGAGAAAGAGAUUAACAAUACCAAUAUUUAAAAAUAUUUAAAUUCAACCUUCGAUAUAAAUGAUAAAGAUAUUUAGGAUGAAUGUAAUAAUGUAAAAAUAUCAGAUUAAUAAUCAAUGAAUAAAUGUUAUUAGAAAGUAAUCAGACCAAAAAUCAUGGAAAUAUGCAUGGAUGUAUACAAUAAAUUAGGAGAAUAAUGCAAUAUUUUUAUAGAUUGCGAAUUCAUGGAACCAAUAGAAAUAAUUUUUGAGAACUAGUACAAUGACCAUUUGAACAGUCAUAUAAAGAAAUUUAAGUCACAAACAAGCGAAUACUAAAUGCAGAAUGCGAGUCAAUAUUAAAUACAAUAAAUUUAAUAAUAAUGCGAAGAGUUAUAAUAAAUAACUAAUUUUGAACCAAAAUUAUUGGUGAAAAAUGCUAUUGACUAUAUGAAAAAUUAAUAAAUGAUUAAUAAUGAUGGAAUCACCGUUUCAAAUCAAUUUAUGAAUAAGUUUAAUAAUUACUUGAGCCAAUAAAAUUAUCCUAUUAUGAUGAUUUAGAUUAUGGAAUAAGUUAUGAAUAGCAGUCUUUAGGAAUUAGAAAAUUUGAAAUAAAACUCUCAGGAAAAACUAUUUGCAAAAGCUUUAAUUCAAGCUGUAGAAAUAGAAAUGAUUGAUGAAAUAGAGAAAUAAAUCUUUAAAUCAAAAAUAAAGAAAUACGAUAAAAUGUUAUCAAGUCAAUUAUGA
Messenger RNA from Paramecium pentaurelia, 792 nucleotides. Lineage: Eukaryota; Ciliophora; Oligohymenophorea; Peniculida; Parameciidae. The record is from the annotation of a GenBank genome assembly.